GCUCCUGCAACGAAAAGGUCACCGUAAGUCAGCAUGCUUUACGCCUUUGGAUCUAAUGGGCGGGGGCAGUUAUCUCUCGGCCACUUUGAGGACGCCUACACGCCCACCCCCUGUCUAACCCCUUCGUUAUUUCCAUCCGUUCCACCAUGUGAAAUCGCAGCUGGCGGGAAUCAUACUCUUCUUCUCUUCUCAUCUGGCGAAUGCUUUGUUGCGGGUGAUAAUACUGGGAACCAAUGCUGCCUUCCUUCAGCUACCUUUCCUUCGCUAACUACCUUCUAUCCUCUCAGCGGUGACCAUCGAUGGGAGCACCUUUCGGCAGGUUGGAGCUUCACAGUUCUGGCUGACUAUGAAGGGAAAAUAUUUGUUUCUGGGAACGGCCAGAGAGGGGAAUUAGGACUUGGCGAGGAUAUUCAUGAUGCAUUAUUGGAGGAAAUUACCGACUUUUCGCCUGGAAAAGUGAUUCAGGUAGCGUCUGGCAUGACACAUACGCUCCUAUUAACAGCAUCCGGGGAUGUAUGGGGCUGGGGCACCGGACGGAAAGGACAACUUGGGGAACCUAUCCAAUCAGUAGUGCCCAGGCCCAGGAGGGUAGAAGUUGGAUUCCCUGUCAGCAAGUUAGAUUGCGGGAAGGACUUUAGCAUUCUGUUGAGCAGAGACGAUCUUCAGCACAUCGCAGUUCUAGGGAACGAUAGGUACCGAAUCGGGCCUUCGCUUGAAUCACGAUCCGGAGCCGGAAUACUCGACGUUCAAGCUUCGUGGAAUGGUGUCUACCUACUCGAAACCUCUGGUACUAUAAAAGCAUGGGGGAAGAACGACAGAGGCCAACUCCCACCCACGGACCUCGACGGGGUAGCGGACAUAGCCGUGGGCAGUGAACACGCUCUCGCUAUCGUAGAGGGCAAAACCACCAAAGAAAGAAAGAUAAUAACCUGGGGCUGGGGAGAACAUGGCAAUUGUGGGAAGCCUGGGGGUGGUGAUGUUAUUGGCGAGGUUUUUGCCCCAGAUAUCCCGGCUCCCAAGAUUGUACGGAUCGGAGCAGGAUGCGCGACUAGCUUUGUUUGGGCGGAGGAAUAGCUUUCGGGUUUGGUUUAUUAUACUAUACUACCGGUAUGAUAUCGAGGUUCAGGACUUUGAUGCAAUUAUUGCAAGUAUCAUAGCUUAUAUUUUUCAAUAACCUUGUUUCUUUUUUGCAAUAUCCAAACUAUGGCGUAAAUUUGUUUUAUCACGAGUCUAUCAGUCAAUCAAUUGAUGGAUACAUUAGACU
Messenger RNA from Tuber aestivum (summer truffle), 1264 nucleotides. The record is from the annotation of a GenBank genome assembly. Lineage: Eukaryota; Fungi; Ascomycota; Pezizomycetes; Pezizales; Tuberaceae.